This is a messenger RNA of Panonychus citri (citrus red mite), 3812 nucleotides long. It is a transcript of the gene mesh, whose product is annotated as protein mesh-like. The transcript has 14 exons. Bases 130 to 3585 code for a protein of 1151 amino acids. Lineage: Eukaryota; Metazoa; Arthropoda; Arachnida; Trombidiformes; Tetranychidae. The record is from RefSeq and is a predicted model, not a curated record. Gene Ontology annotation, biological process: cell-matrix adhesion.
ACCAAUCUAUUCAUAUUCUUAGGCGUUGCCACCAUCUUUGUUACAGUUAAUCAUAACUGUACUCAGUUUAAUAUAAUAAGUUAUUAAUUUUUUUAAUUCUGUUUCGAAUUGACAAUUUAAACAAUCAAAAUGUUGACCAGAUUGUCACUAAUCAUCUUGGCUUUGUGGCUGAUUGAAAAGACAACUGGUCAAUCGGAAAGACAAGGAACAUUAUAUGGGAAUGUUUAUCCUGGAAGUUCAUUACGAAUUAAUCCAGUUAUGACCCCAGAACUUCAAGAUCAACGGAGACAAUUAAUGUACCCAUACAAUUUGUCGUACAUUUUGGACAUUAAUCAAAAUAAACCGAUUCACGAUCAACCUUUAUCGUUUCGUUUACCUUUCUUUGGGUUCGAGUUCAAUUACGCUUAUGUCCAGUUGAAUGGUCAUCUCGCCUUCAACAAGGGUCUAUUGUCCUAUCGGUUCCCAUUGCAAUUCCCUAUGCAACCAACUGACCCACUCUCGGAAGAGGAUCCAUCUUUAAUUGCUAUUUGGUUUGCCCAACAAGAUAUUCCUGGACAAACAGAAAUACCAAAUGCUGGUGUUUACCUGCAAAUGGUUAUCAUGGAGCAAGAAACUAAUACAACUUUAAGGGAUCGAUUGAUUCUUGAUUUUCGAGAGGGUAUGAUCGGUGCCGCUGAUUUUACACCCAAAUUUGCAAUGAUAAUUACCUGGAAAAAUAUGACUUUUGUUGCUCGACGUGAAGAGAAACCACUUAAGACUAAUUCUUAUCAAAUGGUUUUGGCUACAGAUGAAAUGAGAACCUACGUUAUGUUUAAUUACGAGCAAGUUGAAUGGAUCACGUCCAAAGAUAAUUACGAUGGACUUAAAGGUCCACCGGCUUUUAUUGGUUUUAAUGCUGGAAACACAACCCGUGCUUUUGAAUAUAAACCUUACUCGCAAGAACCGAGAGUUAAGAUUAUGACCCAAAGAGGUUUCGGUAAUGGUUUGGAGGGUCGAUACUUUUUCCAAAUCGAUGAGGAAAUUUGGCCUGGUUGUUGUAUUAAUAAAGAUCUUAAUCCCAAUUUGAAAGAUCGACUUCCUUUGACGUUUUUCCCUCGAUGGGGUCACAUGUUAGGUGGUACAUUGGUCAAUGUAACUGGACCUUGUUUCGAGCCUGAUGAUAUAAUUACGUGUAAUUUUGAUAAUCAAGUGGCCAAAGGCAUUUAUCGUGAUCCCAAUCAUGCAACUUGUAUUUCACCUCCCGUCUUUUAUCACGGUUACAUUGAUUUGUCCAUAACUGUCCAAGGAAAGACCAUUUUCUUGGGUCGUUAUUAUGUUCAGCCUCCCGAUAUCGCUGACGAUGCUGUUGUUGUUCUCGACGAUAUGGAUCGAUUGGAAAGUCCUGAAAAAUUGACCAUCAAAUGGAAACCCGAAAGACUCGCGUGGCUUCCUGACGCUCCAGUUUCUAUUUCUCUUUGGGGUUAUCGAGAAUCUUCUGACCUUUAUCCGAAGUUGACCUUUAUUGAUACUCUUGAAGAAGGUGUUCGACUCGGUGCUCAACAGGCUGAUCUUUUGACCGAAAGAUAUCGUGAUCGUGUUAAUCAUGGAGCUACUGAUCUACUUUUUGGCUUCAUUGCGAUCAAUUUAACCAACCCAACGAUUUUAGGUAAACAAAUAACCCAAUCACCUAUGAUCUGGUCUCGAGCGAUGCCACUUGCUUGGUACUUCCGACGACAAUGGGAACGAGAAUAUGGUCUCAAUGGAAGGUGGAAAAAUUAUCUAUGUAAUGACUGGUAUGAGAAGGAGAAAUACGGAGAUGCUUUUGCGACCACAGUUUUCCGAUGUCCUUGUACUCGAUUACAAGCUGAUCUUGAUAGAGGUCGAUUCUCACCCGACCUGGAAUGUAACAUUCAGGAUAGAAAGUGUGAAAUCUUUCACAAAGGUGCUCAACAUUGUGUCGUAACUGGAAGACCUUCAAUCGGAGGUUCAGGUCAAUCGUGCUGCUACGAUGAUUACAUGGAACUACUUCAAACAGCAGACACAAUGUACGGCGGGCGACCAUCGAAAGCCUUCAUGUAUGGUAAACAUCCGUUUAAGAUGCGAAUGAUGAUUCCCGUUCUAUCGUCAUAUCUGCACGAUGUAAUGCCUUUCUUUUUCUGCUGUAAAUGGCAACCGGAAGAAGAUGAUUCCGAUACCUGUCAAAAGUACAACUAUUGGCGAACUUCACAAGAUUGUUCUUCUUAUCAAGCACCCGGAAUCGCUUCGAUUUAUGGUGAUCCACAUUUCGUUACCUUCGAUAAUCAUUCGUACACCUUCAAUGGUAAAGGAGAGUUUGUUUUAUCUCGAGUUGAAGAUGCAAGUGCCAAAAUAGAGGUACAAGCGCGAUUUGAACAAGUACCAAGGAAACUGAGAAUUGAUCAGAACAUUAAUGCAACUUAUUUGACUGCAAUCGCUGCUCGGGACAAUCAAUCUGCAACAGUUGAGUUUCGUAUUAGGCCAAAAGCCGCUCGUUGGCGAUACCAAAUGUACUGUAUCGUUGAUAGAGAAUAUGUUUUCUUCUGGGAUGCUUCACUUCGAGUUCAAAAUUUCCGAGGUGUGACUUUGUACCAACCGGCUGAUAUUCGAAAUAUGUCUCAUAUUAUCGCCAUGUUUGAUUCGGGUGCUGGAGUUGAGGUUAUGGCCAACGGAGGAUCGAUGACGGUUCAUGUUUAUUUACCUCCAUUGUUCCAGAAUAAAACUUAUGGAUUAUUAGGAUUCUAUUCUAGUGAUAAGUUUGACGAUUUCAUGUUACCAAAUGGAGCGGGAAGGGUACCGAUAACAACGGGAAUGGAGGAUCUUCAUAAUCGAUUCGGUAAAAGUUGGAGAGUGGCCGAAGGGUCAGAUAAACCGGGUGUUGGUCAUUCUCUGUUUUGGCAUGAUGCCUUUUCCUUUGCAGCUUAUGAUGACCUCAACUUUAUUCCAGAAUACAGAUUACCCCCUGAAGAACUCCGAUUACCCGACUCGAAGCGUCACCUCGAAGCUGAAAUGAAAUCAAUUUGUGCCGAUUCAGUCACCUGUAAAUAUGAUUACAUAAUGACUCUUGAUCCUGCAUUCGCAAAAGUUUCAAAAACUCAUGAAACAUGGGCUCAUGAACUUCAGUUAGCAGCCAAUAUGACAGUUCGAAGAUGUCCAGCUUUACCCAAACCUCGAUUCGGACGGAAAACGGAAAACAAAUACUAUCCUGGAAUUACCGUUAGAUUUGCUUGUGAUGACGGAUAUCGAUUAGUGGGACACGAGUACCGAUGGUGUCGAUCCGAUGGCCUUUGGUCUUGGGGUUAUGAGGCUCAAUGUAUCAGUACUGGUUCUUAUGCUGGAUUUUUAUCCUUGUACAUUUUUGGAGUUAUAAUUCCGAUCGUUUUGAUCUUAACUUGUUGUAUUUUCUGUCUAUUAAGAUCCAAUAGACGAGCUUAUGAUCACUACACAGGUGAACCUGGAAUACAUCCUGGUUUCAAUGAAUUCAAUACAAAAAUGUACCAGAAAUCAAGUCAACCCAAAGAGACACAAAUGUUACAAAGCAAACCAGUGGCUUCGAUACCCACUCAGGCCAUUGAAGCAGAAAUUAAUUAAUUAAUUGUUCAUCUUCAUCUUUCCCAUCAUCAUUUAAUCAUCAUCUUUUUACAAAGUCAACUGCCUUUUCUUUAUCAUCACAAUUUAAUCAAUUUAAAUAUGCUUUUCUUUUUCUUUUUCUUCUCACUUUUCUCUUUUUCGACUCUUUUUUUUCUAAAUUAACAAUUAAAUACAAUUUAUGAUUAUUAUUAUUGAUUAAAAAAAAUAUAUAAGUAACUUUUCAUCAA